AUGAUCGUCCAAUUAAACAACCUUGGCUUGUCUUCAGCUCCAUCGUCUACUCCAGCAUCGGCCAGUGUGUCGACCUACACACCAGUAACUACGACCUCAUUCAGAAUAGCUACUACAUCUACUACAUCUAGUAAAUCUAGUAGUAGUAAAGUUCCCACCACUAGCGUUUACCCGGCUCCAAUUAACCCUCCAAAUCCGGCUCCAUCUGAUUCAUCAUUGGGAACCGGAGUGAUCGUAGCUAUUGCUCUGUCUUCUUUUCUAGCUUUUCUAAUCAUUGUGGGAUUGGGGAUUUUUAUGUGGCGAAAAUCUCGCAGCGAGUACGAAGGUGUAAUCGCCACCCCUGGUACUCUUGGCAGGCAGUAG
Acaulospora morrowiae is the source of this 363-nucleotide messenger RNA. The record is from the annotation of a GenBank genome assembly. NCBI's taxonomy places the organism in Eukaryota, Fungi, Glomeromycota, Glomeromycetes, Diversisporales, Acaulosporaceae.